AUGCGAUGGAGCUCGGACGCGGUGGAGAUGCUCGUGCUCUCCGACGACGGCACUCCGCUCCACCUCGCUGACACGCGGCCGCACGCGCGCGCCACGGCGCCCGCUCUGCCCGCGGCGAUGGAGAACGGCACGCGCUGCGCGCGCCACACGCUCACGCACGGCAGCGCGGGCAAGGUGCUGAUCGGCGGCGCGCUCACGGCGCUCACGGUGCUCACCAUCUGCGGGAACCUGCUGGUGGUCAUCUCGGUGUGCUUCGUGAAGAAGCUGCGGCAGCCCUCCAACUACCUCAUCGUGUCGCUGGCCGUGGCCGACCUGUCCGUGGCGCUCGCCGUCAUGCCCUUCGUGAGCAUCACGGACCUCAUCGGCGGCCAGUGGAUCUUCGGACGGGUCUUCUGCAACGUCUUCAUCGCCAUGGACGUCAUGUGCUGCACCGCCUCCAUCAUGACCCUGUGUGUGAUCAGUAUAGACAGGUACCUCGGCAUCACAAAGCCCCUGACGUAUCCCAUGAGGCAGAGCGGGAGGUGUAUGGCCAAAAUUAUAGUGUCCGUUUGGCUCCUCUCUGCUUCCAUCACUCUGCCCCCUUUGUUCGGCUGGGCGCAGAACGUGAACGACAACAAGGUGUGUCUCAUUAGCCAGGACCUCGGCUACACCGUCUACUCCACCGCCGUGGCGUUCUACAUCCCCAUGUCCGUGAUGCUGAUCAUGUAUCACCGGAUUUACCGGGCGGCCAAGGUGAGCGCGGCCCGGCACAACAUCGUGGGCUUCCCCAAGGCCGAGGAGGAGGUGAGCGUGGACUGCGUCGCCGCCGCCCUCAAGCUGCACCGAGAGGCCGAGGAGUGCGCCAGCUUCUCGCAGCUCCUGCGCGCCGACCGCCGCAACGUCUCCGUGUUCAAGAGGGAGCAGAAGGCGGCCACCACCCUGGGCAUCGUGGUGGGGGCCUUCAGCGUGUGCUGGCUGCCCUUCUUCCUGCUGUCCACGGCGCGGCCGUUCGUCUGCGGGGUGCGCUGCAGCUGCGUCCCGCUGUGGGUGGAGAGGACGCUGCUGUGGCUGGGCUACGCCAACUCGCUCAUCAACCCCUUCAUCUACGCCUUCUUCAACCGCGACCUGAGGACCACCUACCGCAACCUGCUGCGCUGCAGGUACAGGAACAUCAACCGCAAGCUGUCCGCCGCCAGCAUGCAGGAGGCCCUCAAGCUGGCCGAGAGACCUGACCUCAUGCUGUAG
Molecule: messenger RNA, 1224 nt
Organism: Scleropages formosus (Asian bonytongue)
Lineage: Eukaryota; Metazoa; Chordata; Actinopteri; Osteoglossiformes; Osteoglossidae
Gene: htr7
Product: 5-hydroxytryptamine receptor 7
Exons: 2
Coding region: 1-1224 (407 amino acids)
Biological process (GO): positive regulation of MAPK cascade; adenylate cyclase-activating adrenergic receptor signaling pathway; vasoconstriction
Cellular component (GO): plasma membrane
Molecular function (GO): G protein-coupled serotonin receptor activity
Source: RefSeq, a predicted model, not a curated record